Molecule: messenger RNA, 2163 nt
Organism: Striga hermonthica
Lineage: Eukaryota; Viridiplantae; Streptophyta; Magnoliopsida; Lamiales; Orobanchaceae
Source: the annotation of a GenBank genome assembly
GCGGGUAUUUUCCGGGAGGAGGGAGGCGGAGGGGGGCUGAGGAAGGAGGCGGUGGAGAUGAGCAGCGAGAACUCGGGGGCGGCGGGGAAGUCAAGGUCGGACGACGACUGCGAAUUGUUGCCGGAAAAUGGGGACGAGGUGUUGGAGGAUGACGAUGAGAACAACGACGGCGACCGGAAAAAGAAGAGGAAGAAGUAUCACCGGCAUACCGCCGAACAAAUUAAAGAGAUGGAAGCGCUGUUUAAAGAGUCUCCUCAUCCGGAUGAGAAGCAAAGGCUACAGCUGAGCAAGCAAUUGGGCCUUCACCCUAGGCAGGUUAAAUUUUGGUUUCAAAAUCGUCGGACCCAAAUCAAGGCGGUACAAGAGCGCCAUGAAAACUCUCUACUCAAGAGUGAAAUCGAUAAACUUCGGGCCGAAAAUAAGGCGUUGAGGGACGCCGUGAAAAACUCAUCGUGUCCCAACUGUGGAUUUGGCUCAUCUACCAACGACGCCGUUUCAAGCACCCAUGACCAAAAACUAAGAAUUGAAAAUGCUAGACUCAAAGCAGAGGUCGAAAAACUAACGUCCAUUAUUUGUAAACACCCUCCUCCAACAUCACAAACCGGCUCCUCAGUCCAUUCAUCCAAUGAUCAAGAAAACAAGAGUCCCUUAGAUUUCUGCAUGGGAAAUUUUGGCCUCGAGAAAUCACGCAUAAUGGAUGCCGUUGAUCGAGCGACGGACGAGCUGCGCAAAAUGGCUACUCAAGGUGAGCCAUUGUGGAUUCGAAGCUUCGAAACGGGCCGCGAAAUUCUAAACUAUGAUGAGUACAUGAAAGAAAUUUGUGGCGAUAAUCGCGAUAUUAUGCAGCAGACAAAGAAACUAUCUAUAGAGGCUUCAAGAGAAAGCAGAGCCAUCUUUGUUGAUCUGCCAUGGCUGGUUCAGAGCUUUAUGGAUGUGAAUCAGUGGAAAGAGCUGUUUCCUUGCAUGGUAGCAAAGGCAGCUACUGUGGAUGUUCUUUGCAGUGGAGAAGGUGCCAACAAAGAUGGUGCAGUUCACAUGAUGUGUGCAGAGAUGCAAAUGCUGACUCCAAUGGUGGCCACAAGAGAAGUGUAUUUCAUUAGACACUGCAAAAAACUGAGCCCCAACCUGUGGGCAAUUGUAGAUGUCUCGAUCGACAAAAUCGAGAGUAAAAUCGAUGCGUCUCUAAUGAAAUGCAGAAAGAGGCCAUCUGGAUGUAUUAUUGAGGACAAGUCCAACGGCCACUGUAAGGUUGUGACUUGGGUUGAGCACUUGGAAUGCCAGAAAACCACGGUUCAUUCUCUGUAUCGAACAGUAGUGAACUGUGGCUUAGCAUACGGCGCAAAGCGCUGGAUUUCAACCCUGCAGCAGCAGUGUGAGAGGCUCGUGUUCCUUGUGGCUACUAAUGUUCCCACAAGGGAUUCAAGUGGAGUUGCUACACUUGCUGGGAGAAAAAGCAUUUUGAAAUUGGCGCAAAGAAUGACCUGGAAUUUUUGCCGAGUGCUGGGGGACUCGAGCUGCAACUCAUGGAACAAGAUCACCACCAAAACUGGAGACGACAUAAGAGUAACUUCAAGAAAAAACCUAAGUGACACUGGAGAACCACUCGGCACAAUUUUGUGUGCAGUUUCUUGUGUGUGGCUGCCUGUUUCCCCACAUGCCUUAUUUGAUUUCCUGCGAGACGAAAAUCGAAGAAAUGAGUGGGACACCUUGUCCAAUAGAAGCACAAUACAAUCAGUAGCAAACUUGGCUAAAGGGCAAGACAGAGGAAAUGCAGCUGCAGUCCUGGCCAUGAAAACCGAUGAACACAACACAUGGAUACUCCAAGACAAUUCCACAAACGCGUACGAAGCAACCGUUGUGUACGCAUCUGUGGAUGCAAAUGGCAUGCAAUCUGUGAUGACAGGCUGUGACUCUAGCAACAUAGCAGUUCUACCAUCGGGUUUCUCUAUCCUUCCCGAUGGGAUUGAAUCCCGGCCGUUCGUGAUAACUUCAAGACCAGAUGAAAAGGGCUCGGAAGGAGGGUCUUUGCUUACCAUUGCAUUUCAAAUGCUCAUAGGAGACUCGACAACUGCAAAGCUUUCAGUUGACUCUGUGGAUGUGGUCAACACGCUCAUAUCUAGCACGUUGCAUAACAUAAAGAGAAGUCUGCAAUGUGAAGACUGA